This is a messenger RNA of Penicillium olsonii, 1110 nucleotides long. The record is from the annotation of a GenBank genome assembly. Lineage: Eukaryota; Fungi; Ascomycota; Eurotiomycetes; Eurotiales; Aspergillaceae.
AUGCCAGACUCUACGCUCUAUCUGUAUACCUCCCUGACAGCGGGGUCAUCGCAUAUUGUCACCGCCACCGCUCGAAUUGAAACCAUCCUCAAAGCCAACAAGCUUCCCUUCCGCGCCAUUGAUGUCGCCACUGACGAAGCUGCCCGCAAGCUCUGGGGUCGUCGCUCCAGAGGCAAGAAGCUCCCUGGCCUAGUGAAAUACGGUGAUAUCGUGGGCGACCUAGAGGAAGUUGAAGAAUGGAACGAAUUCGGUGAACUUCGAAUGGUCAUUAAUGCCGUCCAAGAUAUGGGCGGCAUGCCAGCCACAAGCAACCCUCUUCCUGCCGAGACCAAGACCGAGCCCCAAACGACCACCCCCAAGCCCUCUACAAUCAAAAUCCAAACCCCGCCCGCGACCAAGGAUGAAGACAAGAAGGACGAGACGACGGUGCUAGCUCUGCGCCAGGCUAGUACCGAGGCCGCCUCCAAGGCGAAAGCCAAGGCCGAUGAUAAGAAGGAGCCCGCAAAGGAGGCUGCAAAGGACACCGAGGAGGUGCCUCUCGCCAGCCGUGCCCACCGCACUUCGGUCGCUUGCGAACUACCAGAUACUGCGCCCGAUUCCCCCAAGGCAGCGAAACGCCCGACUCUAGUGCCCGAGAACGCAGCCAUGUCGUCUGCGAAUUUCCACGUGGACAAUGCUGAGAUGCUCGGCUUGGUUGGCCAUCACCGUGGGUCUCGAGUGCCGACUCUGGAUAAUCCGGAUCAGGACGAGGCUGUCCACGAGUUGAGGAAAUCCAUCUCCCAAGAUUCCACCACUGAUCUUGAUGCCAUUCGCAAGGAAGCCGCACAGAAGGCGCAGGCUGGAUCGCCCAUUGAAGAAGUACCAACUCCUCUGGUGGAUGAUGCGGUUGUUCCCGAGAGCAAGGAAGAGCUCAUGGAACCUAAUGAGCCCAAGGGCCAGGCUAUUGCGGAAAUCAUUGCCAAGGCCGUUCAGGAACCCCAGGAAGCGCAGGAGGAGAUCAAGAAGACCCAGGAGGCUGUUGAAGCUAGCUCGCCAAAGGGUACGGGGGCGAAGGAUGGUAAGGAAAACACAGACCCUCUUCAGGCGCAGAUUCCCAAGUCAGCGGAAUAG